Molecule: messenger RNA, 1002 nt
Organism: Cooperia oncophora
Lineage: Eukaryota; Metazoa; Nematoda; Chromadorea; Rhabditida; Trichostrongylidae
Source: the annotation of a GenBank genome assembly
UCUACACUAAAUUCACUAAGAACAUCAUCUGAUAUCUCACUAUCAGACGAAGUGUUAGAUGAGGACGAAUCCUCAUCUUCAAGCAUCAAGCAGGAUGGUUCAGCGAAGGUUGCGCAGCCGUCGACGCGUUUAGCGAUUCCGCAGAGAAAUUCUGGUCCCGGUGUUCUUGCUGGUCCAAAAUGGAAAGCCUGGUCGGAGACGAUUCAAUCUGCCAGAAACGCAGGAAGGGAGGAGUUGGCCCAAAUAAUAGGCACUUCGGCAAACAAAUCUCUAGCGCCAGGAACAAUUGCAGCCUACUCCUCUAUGAGGAGACGUUUCGACGAGUUCACUACCACACUCGCCAUUGAAAGGACGCACUUAGGAAAACUUCGGAACCUUUUCUUGGCCCAUCUUAUCAACCAGAACCAGCUCAAAAUUCUCUCCACAGCGGUCGCCUCUCUGAAUUUCUUCUAUGGCCACUUGGAAGACGGAGAAGCGGAAUUGCAGAAGCUUCUGAUGGAUUCGGCUAAGAAGGAGGCCCCCGCUGUGAUGCACAAGGAGAAGGCCUCCGAAGAGGACGUCGAUAAGAUGGUCGAGUGGGCCCUGAAUACAGCCAAAGCAACAGAAGACUGUUGCAUUAUUUUGCUUUCGUACUUAGCCUUCCUGCGGAUAAGCGAAACGGCGGCGAGCAAAAGAGGUACGGAAGUGGCUUUCAAAGUGCAAGGAAGACGCGCAGUUCUUUGGAACAAGUUCGUCGCGCUGAUAGCCGACAAAUCCCCCCACCAAUUCAUUUUUUCACCAAAGUUUGCACAUCAACCGUCCACCGAUUCUCUCCGAAAACGUAUAGACAAUGUCCUCCAAGGAGCGGGGUUGCUUCAUAAGGGCUUUACAUCGCAUUCCUUCCGAGGAGGUGCAGCAACAGCCGCUCUGAGAAGAGGAGUUAGCUGUGAGGACAUAAGAAGAGUGGGACGUUGGAAGGCUUCGACCUCUAUGCUGCACUACCUAGACCCAACACCCAUAUGA